Nelumbo nucifera (sacred lotus) is the source of this 1565-nucleotide messenger RNA. RefSeq names its product calreticulin-3-like. NCBI's taxonomy places the organism in Eukaryota, Viridiplantae, Streptophyta, Magnoliopsida, Proteales, Nelumbonaceae. Gene Ontology annotation, molecular function: calcium ion binding. The record is from RefSeq and is a predicted model, not a curated record. Gene Ontology annotation, biological process: ERAD pathway; protein folding. Gene Ontology annotation, cellular component: endoplasmic reticulum membrane; endoplasmic reticulum.
UCGGGCUGCCGGAAAUGGCGAAGCUAGCCCUAGUUAUCAAGCUUCUGGUUUUAUUCCUCACACUCCAUGUUUCAUUUUUACUCGGUUUUGCACCUUCGGAGAUUAUUUUUGAGGAGCGUUUCGAUGACGAUUGGACUAGUCGUUGGGUUAAAUCAGACUGGAAGAGGAGCGAAGGAAAAGCCGGUUCGUUUAAGCACACAGCAGGGAAAUGGUCUGGUGAUCCAGAUGAUAAAGGAAUUCAGACAGCAACAGAUGCCAAGCAUUUUGCCAUAUCAGCAAAGAUACCAGAGUUCAGCAACAAGAACAGAACUCUGGUGGUCCAGUAUUCUAUAAAGUUGGAGCAGGACAUUGAAUGUGGUGGUGGUUACAUUAAGCUUCUUUCUGGUUAUGUCAAUCAGAAGAAAUUUGGUGGUGACACUCCAUACAGUUUGAUGUUUGGACCAGAUAUAUGUGGCUCACAGACAAAGAAACUUCAUCUUAUAGUUUCCUACCAGGGCCAAAACUAUCCUAUCAAGAAGGAUCUACAAUGUGAAACUGACAAAUUAACUCAUUUUUACACAUUUAUUCUUAGACCAGAUGCAACUUAUAGCGUCCUGGUUGACAAUCGAGAAAGAGAAUCUGGAAGCAUGUAUACAGAUUGGGAUAUUCUUCCUCCUCGGAAAAUUAAAGACGUUAAUGCGAAAAAGCCGGCCAACUGGGAUGAUAGAGAGUAUAUUGAUGAUCCUAAUGAUGUUAAACCAGAGGGAUAUGACUCAAUUCCAGCUGAAAUUCCUGAUCCGAAGGCUAAAGAACCGGAUAAUUGGGAUGAAGAAGAAGAUGGCAUAUGGAAACCGCCAAAAAUACCAAAUCCAGCAUACAAAGGGCCAUGGAAACGCAAGAAAAUCAAGAACCCCAACUAUAAAGGGAAGUGGAAGAUUCCAUGGAUUGACAACCCAGAGUUUGAAGAUGAUCCUGACCUUUAUGUGUUGAAGCCAAUCAAAUAUGUGGGCAUUGAAGUUUGGCAAGUGAAAGCUGGUUCUGUUUUUGACAACAUUUUAAUCUGUGAUGACCCUGAGUAUGCCAAACAAGUUGUUGAGGAUAUAUGGGAAAGGAAUAGGGAGACUGAAAAAGAGGCCUUUGAGGAAGCAGAAAAAGUGAGGAAAGCACGAGAAGAAGAGGAAGCUCAACAAGCACGAGAGGAAGGUGAGCGGAGGAGAAGAGAGAGAGACCAUGAUCGACGAUACCGGGACAGAGAGCGUUAUAGGGACAAAUAUAGAAGGCGUGACCGCCGCGUUGAUUUGGAUGAUUACCAUGAUGAACUGUGAGGACGCUUCCCACAAUUUUCGUUUGUGUUUCUGUCAUUUGGAAAGAAAGUGGCUUAAAGCUUAAUGACUGCCAUUUCAUCUGAUUCUUCCCCUGGAGAAGUAUUUGACACCCUUUUGUUGUACCAGUCUACACAUUGUUGUAUGGAUGUUGUUGUAAUUGUGUCAUGCCAAAUGUAUCUUGCUUUGAUGCCUGUAGCACUCUGAUAAAGGUUCAAGGUAAGGGUAUCGGAAAGAGUAAUGGAAAGGUAAUUUUGUGCCUUU